Messenger RNA from Racocetra persica, 416 nucleotides. Lineage: Eukaryota; Fungi; Glomeromycota; Glomeromycetes; Diversisporales; Gigasporaceae. The record is from the annotation of a GenBank genome assembly.
UUCUUAAAUAUGGUGGUUGGAUUGAAAUAGUAGAAGGUAAUCCAGAUUUUAAAAAUGGAGGAAAAAUUUUCAAAGAGUUUUAUAAAUUAUCAGCAGCAACAGCUUUUAGAGAAAAAGGAGUCGAUCCUGAUAUUGUAAAUAUAUUACCAAAAUUUAUUGAAGAAAACGAAGAAUUGACUGAUUUUGGUUACAGUAGAGUAGAUGCUCCAUUAGGUGAUUGGAGUGGUUACCUUGGUUUUGUUAUGUUAAAAAGCGUACGAAAAAUCUUUGAAGAUUUUGUAUUUAUGCAGGAUCUAAUGAAAAUUUCCAAAGAACAAUAUAAUGAAUUAUUGGAUAAUUUUGAAAAAGAAUCAAAUGAGAAUAAAACUAUAUUAGAAUUGUAUAGGUUUUUCGCUAGGAAAGGUCAAAUUAGUUAA